Topomyia yanbarensis is the source of this 2536-nucleotide messenger RNA. RefSeq names its product F-box-like/WD repeat-containing protein TBL1XR1 (gene ebi). Gene Ontology annotation, cellular component: histone deacetylase complex. Gene Ontology annotation, molecular function: protein binding; transcription corepressor activity. Gene Ontology annotation, biological process: regulation of transcription by RNA polymerase II. The transcript is spliced from 4 exons. Lineage: Eukaryota; Metazoa; Arthropoda; Insecta; Diptera; Culicidae. The coding region runs from base 226 to 1764 and encodes 512 amino acids. The record is from RefSeq and is a predicted model, not a curated record.
GCGCUUGUCAAAAAAUUGUAGCGAGAAUGAAGUUGUGGAAAAGCAAAACAUCCAUUGUUUUUGCGGUCUUUAUAUUCUGUAAUUUUUAAUCAGUCAAUUUGAUUGGAAAUUAAAAAAUAGGUAUUAUUUUAGUGCAGGUGCUUUGAAUUAUUUCGUAAAAUAGUAAGUUAUCGUUUGUCACUUGAAAGUUCAGUGUUAAACUGCGUCAGAGCAGCAGCCGGAACGAUGAGCUUCUCGAGCGAUGAGGUGAAUUUUCUUGUUUACCGCUACCUCCAAGAAUCAGGUUUUUCCCACUCGGCGUAUACAUUCGGAAUCGAAUCGCACAUUUCGCAAAGUAACAUAAAUGGAGCACUGGUUCCACCGGCCGCAUUGCUCAGUAUUUUGCAGAAAGGCUUGCAGUACACAGAAGCAGAAAUCAGCAUUGGUGAAGACGGAACCGAACAACGUUUGGUAGAGAGUUUAAGCCUGAUCGAUGCUGUCAUGCCAGAAGUGGUUGCUAUCAGACAAAAUUUACAAAAUCAACAAAAGCAAACUAUUAAGACCGAAACGACUGAAACAAAUGGUACUACCAGCACCACGUCUGAGGAGACAUCGACGGCUCAAACGACAACUUCAACGACUACGACGACUACGUCCGCAUCAACUCCAGCUCCAGCUGAUAGCAUGGAAGUUGAUCAGAGCAUCGAGAUUCCGGCAUCGAAGGCCACUGUUCUGCGUGGUCACGAAAGUGAGGUAUUUAUUUGUGCUUGGAAUCCAAGCACAGAUUUACUCGCCAGUGGUUCUGGUGACAGUACCGCCCGUAUUUGGGAUAUGUCCGACAAUUCAACUAACCCAAAUCAGCUUGUGCUAAGGCAUUGCAUUCAGAAGGGUGGAACGGAAGUACCCAGCAAUAAGGAUGUUACAUCGUUGGACUGGAAUUGUGACGGAACACUUUUAGCAACUGGUUCCUACGAUGGGUACGCUCGCAUCUGGCGUACCGACGGGUUGCUCGCAAGUACUCUGGGGCAGCACAAGGGACCAAUAUUUGCGCUCAAGUGGAACAAACGUGGUAACUAUAUUUUAUCGGCCGGUGUAGAUAAAACCACUAUUAUUUGGGAUGCCGCCACUGGUCAGUGUACGCAACAAUUCAGCUUCCACUCAGCUCCGGCCUUGGAUGUAGACUGGCAAUCAAACCAAUCGUUCGCUAGUUGCAGCACAGAUCAGUGCAUUCAUGUAUGCAAAUUAGGUGUUGAUAAACCGAUCAAAUCGUUCCAAGGGCAUACGAAUGAAGUAAACGCCAUCAAAUGGGAUCCACAGGGUCAGCUAUUGGCGUCCUGUUCGGACGAUAUGACAUUGAAGAUUUGGUCCAUGAAACAGGACACAUGCGUUCAUGAUCUACAGGCUCACUCCAAGGAAAUUUACACUAUUAAGUGGUCGCCUACAGGAACAGGCACAAACAACCCAAACAUGAACCUCAUUCUAGCAAGUGCUUCCUUCGAUUCUACAGUGCGUCUGUGGGACGUUGAACGAGGUGCCUGUAUCCACACAUUGACAAAACAUACUGAACCCGUUUACUCGGUUGCAUUUAGUCCGGAUGGGAAGUUCCUCGCCUCUGGAAGUUUCGACAAAUGCGUUCAUAUUUGGAGCACACAGAGUGGUCAAUUGGUGCAUAGUUACAAGGGCACCGGUGGUAUUUUUGAGGUUUGCUGGAAUUCGAGAGGAAGCAAAGUUGGUGCCAGUGCCAGUGACGGCAGUGUGUUUGUACUAGAUUUAAGGAAGUUAUGAGCGGGACCGACGACCGCAGCCGAGAAGAAAGCCAAUUCUACCGGCGCUUAAGUUGUGACAAUACAGCAUCAUUCGCUUGGGAAAACUGCACAUUUAAACAUUUUAACACUUCAUUUUGUGUUAAUGCUUAGUAUUUAAAUAGUUUGUAGUAAAACCACAGAGAAUGGCAAGUUUUUCUGUUGUAUUCUGGAUACUGCACCAGUUCAGUUUGAAUUGACCGUAAUUCGAUCACUUGACAUAUGAAUCGUAUUUUUUAAAUCUGGGUAUAUCUAAUCCUUCAAUACGAUCCUGUUCCAGAUUGUAGAGUAAAAUCUUAGGGAUAGAUGAUAUAACAGGCUUCACAGUAUCGUUUUCCGUAUUUUGGUCGUGUGUCGACAGACCCCUAAUUUGGAGACAAGAGUCUUGUUGCGAUAUUUAAGCUAUAUACUGCCAGAUAAUUUUGGAGUAUUGAAAUGAAAAAAUAAGUAUACUAAUCAAUAGCGUUUUGGCUAAAUAUCAUGUUUAAGAUCAUGUUGCAAUCAAAAAUUGCAUUCAAAAUUAAUCACUAAGGCGAUAAGGAAGCUUCAAUAUCUAAACCAAUUUUUAUCUGCGUAUAAGAAUUAGGAUUAUGCGAUUGGGGUUUAUGCAUAAUCAACCUAGAAUAGUCGACUUAGAUGUUCAAAGUAAUAUUCGUGGAAACAUAAUUAAUUAUUAAGCAACCGAUAAUUGCCGAAUUAUGUGUAAUCGUAAAACAUUCUACUGAUAGAUGUAAUAAACUUCAUGAAAACCCCUA